Molecule: messenger RNA, 969 nt
Organism: Exophiala bonariae
Lineage: Eukaryota; Fungi; Ascomycota; Eurotiomycetes; Chaetothyriales; Herpotrichiellaceae
Exons: 1
Coding region: 1-969 (322 amino acids)
Biological process (GO): regulation of transcription by RNA polymerase II
Cellular component (GO): mediator complex
Molecular function (GO): transcription coregulator activity
Source: RefSeq, a predicted model, not a curated record
AUGGAAACCCAAAUCCUCGCCCCUCUCAAUACAUUCGAGACUCAAAUUACAUCCCUGGUCACUUCUCUCACCCAGACCAACACUUAUGCGAAUGCCCCUCAAAUUACCCAGAACUUAUUGAACACCGACGAUGAUUUGACGACCUCGCUAAACCUCCUUCAUCGGCACCAGCAAAACUAUGCGCGCAUCCUAAACCUCCGAGCCGAGGUGGCCUCCCUUCAAGAACAACUCCAGUCGACAAUCCGACAGUGCGUUGCACUAAGAGAUGAAGUUGGCCAGAUCCAUCCCUCAAUCCUCUCUGUAGACUCAGAUGACGAUUCGGAGGAUGAGGAUGAGAAAGUGGCCGAAGUUGACUACCAGACCCUUCUCACAUUUGCGGCAAGGAUAGGGAAGCACAACGCUGCGGCAGCGAGGGAGGCUGAGGCAGAAUCACGUCGCUAUAAGAACUCGACUCGGAGCCAAGCAGUCAACAUCAAUGGUGGACAAAACACAUCUGCUGUGGACACCGUGGAGAAUGCGACCGACGAAACCCACGCUGAGAUCGAACGGAUCAACAAUACCAUUGCAAUCACGAGAGCGCAGAUGGGUAUGGCAUUCCCCGAUGCCAGUAGUCUAAGGGUGGGAGAAUUGGGGAGAUUGCAGCUCUUCCGGGAACAGCAGAUACAGUCCGCGCGUGGAGAUAGUGGCGCUCUAGAUCGGACGCUGGAUGCGGAAAUCGAAAGACUGGUCAGGGAGACAGAAGAUGUGGCUGAGCGCUUGGUCGAGAAGGAUGAACCAGAUGACCCAAAUACUGAUAUUAGUCUGAGUCCGGAGGUAUCAAGGCAAACGAUAACAAGAGAUGCUCCAGCUGCCCAACAUCAGACGGGACAAGCGGCGGGAAGACUAUCGCAAUCCAAGCCUAGUCAACAGGCACAACCGAGGAGAAAACUCGAUUUGGACUUCCCUAGCAGUGACGAGGAAGAUGAUUAA